AUGAAUUCAUCAUCUUACAACUUGUCAAGCAGUCUGAGUUUUCGAGACUCCCCAAGCACAGCUGUGGCUAAAAAUGUGAUUGUUCUCGCUCUUGGCCUCAUCAUCAAUUAUAUCAAUGGCACACUGGUUCAUACCUUCAGAAAACACCAGAUAUUUUACACAAAUCCUCGUUACAUCUUGUACAUCCAUCUGGUACUGAAUGAUAUGAUCCAGCUCACUGUAUCAAUCAGCCUGUUUGUCUUUAGUUAUGUAUUUUACAAAAUUAAUGCUUCUUUCUGUUGCCUCAUGGUUAUCUUUGGUGCAAUCACCACCAUCAACACACCAUUAAAUUUGGCUGUAAUGGCAGUUGAAUGCUACAUCGCUAUUUGUUUUCCACUGCAACACUCAAAACUCUGUACUAUCAAAAGAACCUACAUUCUUAUUGGCUGUAUUUGGGCUUUGAAUGCAGGGUCAGUUAUGCCAGAUGUCUUUAUUACUUUAGCAACCGAACCUGUGGGGCUAUUUUAUUCAGACAUAUUUUGUCAGAUGGAAAACCUCUUCCGACAUCCAGUAAUUUCAGAAAAGAGGGAUGUUUCAUAUCUAAUUUAUCUCACUUCAGUUUGGCUAACCCUGCUCUUCACCUACUUCAAGAUCUUUUUUGCCGCUAAAGUAGCUAAUUCAGUAGAUGGAAAUUUCAAGAAAGCCAGGAACACAAUCCUGCUUCAUGGUUUUCAGCUAUUGUUGAGUAUGGUAACAUAUUUAUUUCACAUCUUACAGAAAGCUUUGAUACAAUGGUUCCCUAAACAUUUUUUAGAAAUACUCUUUGUUUGCUACAUCAUUAUUCAGGUUCUCCCCAGGUUUAUCAGCCCCAUUGUGUAUGGGCUACGAGAUAGUACAUUUAAAACACAUUUGAGAAAGUAUCUGCUCUGUACAAUGAGAGCAAGUAACAGUCCGUAG
Cololabis saira (Pacific saury) is the source of this 936-nucleotide messenger RNA. RefSeq names its product odorant receptor 131-2-like. Gene Ontology annotation, biological process: G protein-coupled receptor signaling pathway. Gene Ontology annotation, cellular component: membrane. NCBI's taxonomy places the organism in Eukaryota, Metazoa, Chordata, Actinopteri, Beloniformes, Belonidae. Gene Ontology annotation, molecular function: G protein-coupled receptor activity. The coding region runs from base 1 to 936 and encodes 311 amino acids. The transcript has 2 exons. The record is from RefSeq and is a predicted model, not a curated record.